Penaeus vannamei (Pacific white shrimp) is the source of this 1610-nucleotide messenger RNA. The record is from RefSeq and is a predicted model, not a curated record. NCBI's taxonomy places the organism in Eukaryota, Metazoa, Arthropoda, Malacostraca, Decapoda, Penaeidae.
UCGCCGCUCGGAAGAACUUACGUGGAACUCUCGUCUGUAAGCAGAACGUCAUCGGCUGCUUUCUCCAGCAGAUAACGUCACUUUUUAACAGAAGUUCGACGUUUUCCCGUGUACGCCGUCCACCAAAGAGACCAGAGGACUUAAUGCCUGGUUUGUGAAACCCGCAAAAGACCAAGAAGGAGAGGAUGGGACGCUUAACAUGGGUAAUGGCGAUAGUGGGGCUCUUGGCCGCCGCCGCCGAUGGAAUAAUGUUCCAUUUGCAGCCCAACACACAAAAAUGCCUCCGGGAAGAAAUUCAUAAGGAUGUCCUCGUCUCUGGAGAAUACGAAAUCCAGGAGACACCUGGGCAGAAAGUCGAUAUUCAGGUCACAGACUCUAAGGGUCAUCACCUAUACAUAAAGGAAGAAGCUGACAGUGGGAAGUUUAUCUUCAACACAGAAGACUAUGAUGUGUACGAUGUGUGCUUCAUCUCAAGAGUUCCUGCAACUCAGAGAGGAAUCCAGCAGGAAGUUACUCUCAACACUAAACAUGGUGUGGAAGCCAAGACCUAUGAAGCGCAGAGGGUUCUGGGUGAAGCAGCCAAGUUAAAGCCCUUGGAGAUUGAGUUGAAGCGUCUGGAGGACCUCAGCGAGAGCAUUGUCCAUGACUUCUCCUACAUGAGGCAGCGCGAAGAAGAAAUGCGAGACACAAAUGAAUCAACAAAUUCCCGUGUCCUUUACCUUUCCCUGUUCUCCCUCUGCUGUUUGAUUGGACUGGCCACCUGGCAGGUACUCUACCUCCGCAAGUUCUUCAAGGCCAAGAAGCUUAUUGAGUAGACAUCCCUCUGCCUUUCUAGGGAGAUGACACAAAAGUGACCAUAAGUGACCCAAGACUGGGCAUCAUGUUGGUUGCCCUUGAAAAUGAUAUUAUGUUUAUCAAUUGAAAUCCACCAAUCAUAAAGGAAAAAAAAUGAAUAUUCUUUUUCUUUUUAUUUAUAAAUAUUUUAGUCACCAGCUGCAUUUGAAAUAAUUUUUAACAAUUGGGGUAUUAGUUAUUGUUUAUUUACCUAACAUUUGUUUUGUACGGGGGGAAAAUCCGUAACUGUAAUUAUUCAUGGAAAGACCAUUAUGAAGAAAUUGAAAAUCAGAAGAGUUUUGAAAGAAAAAAUUUGUUUUUUUCUCAACAUUGGUUUAAAGGUACAAAGAAUGAUCUCAGCUGCAGCCAGUGAAAGGAAUAAAGCAUUUUAACAACAGAUAGAUAAUAUACCAUCCAUAUCCUAAACUAUAGAAGCAUAUGAAAUAUAGAUAUGCUUUAUUUAAGUUCCCUUCAUCACAAAUGCCAACUCUUUGUAUUCACAUAUUGGUUAUUAGAUCAAAUUUAUUAUUAAGGAGGUGGUUAUUUUCUAAGAAUUUAGGGGGUUUUCUUGCCUUAAUAAAAUGAGUCGCUGAGAUGAAUGUUGUACGCUACAGCACAAGAUUUUCACUGUGCCUCAGUUUUAUUUAGAUUAUCUAAUUUUAUAUUAAGAACAAGUCUCACAAAUCAUUUGUUAUUAAUCAUGAGGAUUGGCAUGUAGUGUGUAGUAUAGCACAUCAAGGUCUGUACAUGAAAAUAAAGGUGAAAAUCAGUAUAUA